UUUUGCCAACUCCAGCCUGGGCUCUUCCCUGCUUCUCCUUCAUGAAGGGCUCCUUCCUUGCUUUAUGGGACUUCAGUACUGCUUCUAGGAGCCUCUUAUGAACUGUCCUUCCAGUGCGCUUCACCCCACUUUUAAUGCUUUCCAUUCUUUUUGAAAGGUACUUCAUGUCAUCCUCUAAUUCCUGAGGUCCCCCUGAUAAGUUGACGCUCAUCUCUGGCAUUAGAAAGUCACUCCCACCCUCUACUUGGCUGGUUUCUGGUCAGUCAGUGUCUCCUGCUUCACGUUUUAGAAUCGUUGAGCCUGGAAGCAACCUGCCGCUUGGUGUAACCUGCCAGCAGAACUAGGAUUAACCCAGGAUUUAACAAUGCAGAUUCAUUUAUUUUUUAUAAAUGUUGAGUGGUCGCUUUUUUUCCUAGGCCUGUAUUUUACUGCAAGCUUUCUCACUGGAAUAACCAGUGUUGCCUCUUAACUGGAACUUAAUUUAGCAAUAAAGUGGGUUGCAGGUUGGGAGAUUUAUGGAAUUGGUGUCAAAUAUGUGUUCAGGUCCAGCUCUUCGAAAUAGUUAUCCUAUGAAAAGUGAACUUGACAUGUAGUAGUGAGUCUUGCUGGUGAAUGCUGGCCUCAAGUCAAAAAUAAUUUACAGACCUAGGACUAUCAGAAAAUUGGCACUUCACAUGUUUUAUGUUUGUGGAUGUAAAUUCAUAACCAACCUACAAAUUUAUUUACGAUGUGAUUGUAACAUGUGAAAUGCACAUUUAAGUCCGCCGUGUUGCAGGCUCGUUUGCCCAGACUGACUUGUUUUGAAAUCCAUGGCACCAGAAGGAAAACAUUUAAUCGGAACUCCAAUAAACAUGGGGGCGUUUCCACGUUUUAACCGCCUGGCUCGGUAAUGUACUGCUUGGUUGUGCAGUGAGUAAUGCUUGUAUGGUUAUUUUGGGACGAGGACCCUGGGGCUUUUAAGCACUAAAGGGAAUACGUCUCUGGAAGUCUGACAAACCGAUACGGUAUGCGUGAUCCCCGUUUGAAUCACCGGGAUGUGCUUAUUGCAAACUGGUCGCCUUCAGGCAGUUUUCGCAGGAACUAGGCGCAGACAUCCACCGGCGCUGUGGCUUUCUGGCGUAUUGUAUUUGCAUAUGACCGUUCGAUCUGCUCGCCCGUUUUAUUCACACGCACAUGCUAUCACUGAAGUGAGAUACGGAGAAGGUUUUUCCUCACUUUUCCUUAACUUCUUCUGGCAUCUUGUGAGUAAUUUUAUGUGAAUUUUUAUUGCGAGAGUCUGUUUUUAUCUUGAUUCAUCAGGUAACAAUAUUGUCCAAAAAGUUGCAAAACCAUGGAAACUGCUACUUAAAAAUAUGUAGGACUGGAACAUUGAAAGUACUGGAUAUACAUACGACUUGGCUCUAUGUACCAAAUGUGUCUCAUACAGUCCAACGGCAUAUGUCGCUCAGCACCUGGAGAAAAUGACCGCUCCCUGGUUGACAUCUCAGCCCUCCUACGUGACCAACGCCUCGGACCUGUUUGAGACGGUCAUCUCACAAUCUCACAACAAAACAUGCAGCAGCAGUGAUAGCUUUAAGUUUCUGGCUUAUACUGUCACAUACUGCAUCGCCUUCCCUGUGGGUCUUCUCUGCAACAUAGCGGCCCUUUAUGUGUUCUUAUGCCUGACGCCUAAAAAAUCUGCCAACACCGUCUUCACCACCAACCUGGCCCUGUCGGACAUAGGCUUCUCCCUCACCCUGCCAUUCCGGCUGGUGUACUAUCUGCGAGGCGGCCAGUGGGACUUCCCCGAUUGGCUGUGUCGCUUGUGCAUCUUCUCCUUCUACUUGAACCUCUACACCAGCGUGUUGUUUCUCACGGGGCUCAGCGUGCUACGCUGCAUCGCUGUGGUAUACGCCGUCCGUAGCAAGUCCCUCAUCACGGUCCGUCGGGCCAACAGGGCCUGCUUGGGGAUCUGGAUGUUUGUGGCCCUCACUUCUCUGCCGUUCCUCUUCUCUGGGAUCAUUAAGCGUGAGGGGAAGAUCCGUUGCUUCGAGCCCAGUGGUUUAGGCUCCUGGAAGCGGAUCCUGGUCAUGAAUUACAUUGCUCUGACCUUUGGCUUCCUGCUGCCCUUCUUCAUCAUCCUGGUGUGCUACAGCUCCAUCAUACACAAGCUCAUCAGGAGCAAGCAGAGACACAAACGGAGCAAGAAAAGCAAGCAGAGGGCCAUCAGACUGAUGGCAGUGAUCCUGGCCACGUUCCUGCUUUGUUUCCUGCCCUACCACGUGGUACGCACUAUUCACCUCCACGCCAUGGUUGGCAUGAAUCCUAACCAUCCUCAGUGGUGCAAGAUAAUGGAACUUCUCCAGAAGGUUUUGGUUGUGACCCUCUGCCUGGCAGCCGCCAACAGCUGUUUUAACCCCUUGCUCUACUACUUUUCUGGAGAGCGGUUUCGUGAAAACAUCCGGAACUCUUCCAGGCUACGUUCCCGCAGCUUGACCAGCUCGUUCAGCAAUGGGGCUUUUCAGUGGAAAGGGAAAGUCAGUUUCAGUCUGUAGAGGCUGGAUUAUCAGUCAGAAUAUAAAUUAUUAGACGAGGAUUCAUGUCUUGAGUUGCUACUGAACAUUAAAACAAAAUCCAUCCAGCCAUUCUCAAGCACUGCUUCUCCAGUAAGGGUUUUGGUUACCUGGAAUCUAUCCCAGGACGAUGAGUAAUUGAUGAUUAACUUCAAAGCCCUUAAUGAACUAAAUGUAACUUCAACAAUAUGGUCUGUGCUCUCCUAAUACGACUUGUGAGAUCUUCAUUGACACUGAGUUGAGGGGCAGAAAAAAAAAGUACUUUAGAAACACUGAUUUCAGUAGCAACCAUAUUUUACACUUUUAAAGAUACUGUACAGACAGAUAUACACUGUCAGUUUGUUUUAUUGUUAUUGUUUAUUAUUAUUGUUUGUUAUUGUUUUUAUUGUUAUUGUUUGUUAUUGUUCAUUGUUACUUUUUGUCUUACACCAAUACACAUGAAGGGUAAAUGGCACAGAAGUUUUUUCCUUCACUCAAGGUAAUCCACAGGCCGUAUACUGAGCUAGUUUCAUGUAGGAACAAUUUUCUUUCCACCGAACUCCACACACCAACUGUAUCACUGCACAGAAUAUAGUGCCAGGUAGGGUUGGGCCAAUACCCGAGUCUGCAAUGUCAGUUAUUGGCGCUAAAAUAUUUGGUUCUAUGUGGCAGAGAUACUUGGUAGAAGGAGCUGGUGUGUGGAGUUUGGUAGGAAGAAAAUAGUUUCUGCAUAAAUCAAUUCAUAGACGUUGCAGUGAACAAUCUUGAGUAACCAGAUCAUGAUUUCUGACAAGAAUUUUUUUUAAUGUUUGGCUGAACUACCCCUUUAAGGAUGAACUUGAAGUGUU
This is a messenger RNA of Brienomyrus brachyistius, 3379 nucleotides long. It is a transcript of the gene cysltr3, whose product is annotated as cysteinyl leukotriene receptor 3. Gene Ontology annotation, molecular function: G protein-coupled receptor activity. The record is from RefSeq and is a predicted model, not a curated record. Gene Ontology annotation, biological process: G protein-coupled receptor signaling pathway. The transcript is spliced from 2 exons. Lineage: Eukaryota; Metazoa; Chordata; Actinopteri; Osteoglossiformes; Mormyridae. Bases 1461 to 2534 code for a protein of 357 amino acids. Gene Ontology annotation, cellular component: plasma membrane.